AUGUCAACAAAUCAGCUCGAAACAUCCGCAGUUCUGCAGGGCCCGCCUCCAGUGGAACAGAAUGAUGACCUAAACGUGACCGAGGAUGAUCUUCUCCAGGCCAGGGAAGCCGCAAAAGGCUUCACGCUUGAAGAAACGCGUGAGAUGAUGAAAAAUGUUAUGAAGGUCCACGAGAAAGACCCAAACUUUCCCGUAUUGAUCCUUGACAGAAUCAAUGAGUUCCUUGGCAAUGAAGAUAUUUUCGAUCAUCCAGAGAACUACAGCGAACUCGUCGCUGAGAUGAAAACCGAGGCGGCUCUAAUCACGAACAAUAGUCCAUACGCCGAGGUGCGGGCUGUGGUCAGCAAUACCGACGAUGUUAAUAUACCAAGUUCUACUAUACGGGCCUGGGUCAUUGGUCUGCUAUUCGUUGUCGGACUAGCCUUCAUUAACCAACUCUUCUCUAUUCGACAACCCCCGAUCAAUAUCCAGGCCAACGUAGUACAGUUGCUGUGUUACCCAGUUGGAAGAGCAGCAGCUGCAUUACUUCCAGAUUGGGGAUUUACACUUUUUGGAUCUCGACAUAGCCUGAACCCAGGCAAAUUCUCGACAAAAGAGCACAUGUUGAUCACCAUCAUGGCCAGUGUCGGUUAUGCUACACCAUACACUGAUAAUAUAAUCUGGGCUCAGUAUCUUCCUCAGUACUUCAACCAGAGUUAUGCAGGUCACUUCGGUUACCAGAUUUUGAUCGCACUUUCUACCAACUUUAUCGGCUACGGCAUUGCUGGUCUCUGCAGAAGGUUCCUUGUUUAUCCCGCGCAUUGUGUGUGGCCUGCGUCUCUAGUCACUAUCGCGCUGAACGAUGCUUUCCACACGGAGAAGAACAUCCCUGUUCCAGGCCCUCUGAAGAGAUUCUUCACCACUUCGCGUCUGAAGUUCUUCUCUUAUGCUUUCGUGGCAAUGUUUAUCUGGUUCUGGUUUCCCGAUUACCUUUUUCAGGCUUUGAGUAUUUUCAACUGGAUGUCCUGGAUUGCUCCAAACAACCUGAAGCUCAACACUGUCGUCGGAUUCAACAACGGUCUCGGACUCAAUCCAUUCCCAACAUUCGACUGGAAUAUCUUACUCUGGGACGACCCUCCACAGGAUCCCUUGAUGGUGCCGUUUUUCAAUACCUUCAACAAGUUUAUUGGCUCAUUCCUUUCCAUGUUUGUCAUCCUUGCCAUCUGGUAUACGAACUCUUACAACACUGGCUAUCUCCCAAUCAACACCCCUAGAGUUUUUGACCACUUCGGAGAGCACUACAAUGUCUCCUUGGCGAUAAACGAGAAAGGAUUGUUUGAUGCUGCGAAAUACGAGGCUUAUUCCCAAGCCUACUUAUCCGCUGGUUAUCUUACCGUAUACAUGUUCUUCUUCGCCAUAUAUUCCGCCACCAUCUCGUACGCUUACCUGUAUCACCGCCAUGAAAUUGCAAUGGGAUUCCGCAAUCUGCGAAACAGUUUUCGAAGGGAGAGGGAGAGUGAGUACGAAUAUAAGGAUGUCCACAACCGUCUAAUGGCUGCUUAUCCUGAAGUUCCCGAGUGGUGGUUUCUCAUAUGCCUUGUAGCUGCCAUUGGUACAGGUUGUGCUGCAAUCAGUGGGUGGCAGACUUACACCAGCGUUGGCGUUGUGUUUUACGGUAUUGCUUUGUGUCUGGCAUUUGUUAUUCCAAUUGGCAUGAUUAAGGCAAUCACGGGAAUUGAAGUGACCUUGAAUGUUCUUGCGGAAUUCAUUGGCGGUUCAUGGGUUGCAGGAAAUGCACUUGCCAUGAACUAUUUCAAGAGUUAUGGUUAUGUCACCUGUGCUCAUGCUCUUCGUUUCUCGAAUGACUUGAAGCUGGCACACUACGUCAAGGUACCGCCCAAACACACGUUCUGGGCACAGAUGAUUGCCACUGUCAUUUCCAGCUUGGUUUGCACGGGAGUCCUAAACUUCCAAAUGAACCAAAUCGAGGGAGUCUGCACCUCAACGCAAAAAGAUCACUACACCUGCCCUGGAAUCAACCAAUUUUUCACUGCAGCCGUACUUUGGGGAACGAUAGGGCCGAAAAAGGUCUUUGGAUCACACGGCCAAUACACUGCUUUGCUUGUGGGCUUCCCCCUUGGUUUCUUUCUUCCAUUCGUUUUCUACUAUACCCAAAAAAAGUUUCCCAAUCAAACUUGGUUGCGGCAAGCCCACGUUGUCGCCAUCAUAUAUGGAGCUAUUUCGUGGGCUCCUUACAAUCUCAGCUACACUUGGCCUUCAGUACCGAUUGCUUGGCUGAGCAUGGUGUAUAUGAAGAAGAGAUUUCUUGGUUUCUGGUCCAAGUAUAACUAUGUCCUCUCAGCCUCUUUUUCCUCGGCGAUUGCCAUUGCUGCUAUCAUUAUCUUCUUCGCUCUGCAGUGGACUGAGACCACUCUUGACUGGUGGGGCAAUACAGUGAGCUUUCAGGGUUGCGAAAGCACGCCUUGCGUAACACAUACUCUGACUGAUGGGGAGUAUUUUGGUCCGAGAAUUGGGGAAUUUCAUUAGCCGCAGCCUUGACUCAAGGAGUAAUUGUGAGUUGGCUGCUUUUGAAUUCGGAAAGUCAGACACAAGCCCAGGCUCAGAAGGUAAUAUAUACGG
Hyaloscypha bicolor E is the source of this 2619-nucleotide messenger RNA. RefSeq names its product OPT oligopeptide transporter. Gene Ontology annotation, molecular function: oligopeptide transmembrane transporter activity. NCBI's taxonomy places the organism in Eukaryota, Fungi, Ascomycota, Leotiomycetes, Helotiales, Hyaloscyphaceae. The coding region runs from base 1 to 2526 and encodes 841 amino acids. The transcript is spliced from 8 exons. Gene Ontology annotation, biological process: transmembrane transport. The record is from RefSeq and is a predicted model, not a curated record.